Molecule: messenger RNA, 1461 nt
Organism: Acanthosepion pharaonis
Lineage: Eukaryota; Metazoa; Mollusca; Cephalopoda; Sepiida; Sepiidae
Source: the annotation of a GenBank genome assembly
AUGAUUGAAGAAAAACAGUUCUCGCUUGUGAGAACUCUCUCUCUCUCUCUCUAUCUCUCAGUCUCUCUCUCCCCCUCUCUCUCUCAGUAUCUCUCCCCCUCUCUCUCAGUAUCUGUCUCCCCCUCUUUCUCUCACUAUCUCCCCCCUCUCUCUCUCCCUCUCCCAGCUUCUAUCCAUUACUCCACACAUUCUUCUAUCCAUUACUCCACAUAUUCUCCUAACCAUUACUCCCCACAUUCUUCUAACCAUUACUCCACACAUUCUUCUAACCAUUACUCCACACAUUCUUCUAACCAUUACUCCACAUAUUCUUCAAUCCAUUACUUCACAUAUUCUUCUAUCCAUUACACCGAAUAUUCUUUUAUCAAUUACUCCACACAUUCUUCUAACCAUUACUCCACACAUUCUUCUAUCCAUUGCUCCACAUAUUCUCCUAACCAUUACUCCACACAUUCUUCUAUCCAUUACUCCACAUAUUCUCCUAACCAUUACCCCACACAUUCUUCUAUCCAUUACUCCACAUAUUCUCCUAACCAUUACUCCCCACAUUCUUCUAACCAUUACUCCACACAUCCUUCUGACCAUUACUCCACACAUUCUUCUAACCAUUACUCCACAUAUUCUUCAAUCCAUUACUUCACAUAUUCUUCUAUCCAUAACUCCGAAUAUUCUUUUAUCAAUUACUCCACACAUUCUUCUAACCAUUACUCCACACAUUCUUCUAUCCAUUACUCCACAUAUUCUCCUAACCAUUACUCCACACAUUCUUCUAUCCAUUACUCCAAAUAUUCUUCGAUCCAUUACUUCACAUAUUCUUCUAUCCAUUAUUCCGAAUAUUCUUUUAUCAAUUACUCCACUCAUUCUUCUCUCCAUUACUCCACACAUUCUUCUAUCAAUUACUCCACUCAUUCUUCUAUCAAUUACUCCUCAUAUUUUUCUAUCCAUUACUCCACACAUUCUUCCAUCCAUUACUCCACACAUUCUUCCAUCCAUUACUCCUCAUAUUCUUCUAUCCAUUACUCCACACAUUCUUCUAUCCAUUACUUCUCAUAUUCUUCUAUCCAUUACUCCACAUAUUCUUCUAUCAAUUACUCCACACAUUCUUCUAUCCAUUACUCCACACAUUUUUCUAUCAAUUACUCCACUCAUUCUUCUAUCCAUUACUCCACACAUUUUUCUAUCCAUUACUCCACUCAUUCUUCUAUCCAUUACUCCACACAUUCUUCUAUCCAUUACUCCUCAUAUAAUUCUAUCCAUUACUCCACAUAUUCUCCUAACCAUUACUCCACACAUUCUUCUAUCCAUUACUCCACAUAUUCUCCUAACCAUUACACCACACAUUCUUCUUUCCAUUACUCCACAUAUUCUCCUAACCAUUACUCCACACAUUCUUCUAUCCAUUACUCCACAUAUUCUUCUAUCCAUUACUCCUUACAUAUACAAAUCGCCGUUUGCAUCUGA